Messenger RNA from Daldinia childiae, 870 nucleotides. RefSeq names its product Outer spore wall protein RRT8. The transcript is spliced from 8 exons. Bases 1 to 870 code for a protein of 289 amino acids. NCBI's taxonomy places the organism in Eukaryota, Fungi, Ascomycota, Sordariomycetes, Xylariales, Hypoxylaceae. The record is from RefSeq and is a predicted model, not a curated record. Gene Ontology annotation, cellular component: lipid droplet; ascospore wall; prospore membrane.
AUGUCUAGUGGUUUCGCAAGCAAUGUUCAAGCCAGAGCCCAAGAGGUGGCGAAAGAAGAUUAUGAGAAAGCAAAAGUCCUCUUGUCAGAGGCUGCAAGAAGCGGAUCUUACCUGUACCCAUUCAGGGGUAUUAUCUACUUCAUGACACAUAGAUCAUUAUGGAAGCCGUUUUACUCGCGCAUAUUGCCCACCCUGGGGCUUACUGCGGGAGUUACAGCGUCCAUGUUUUUCUUCACUUACCUACCACAACUAACAAUUCUCGUCUUCGUAAAUGGGCCCUUGGCUGUCUUUACUACAGUGCUUCUUGUUCUCAAUGAGAGCUCUACUAUUGUUAACCUUAUUUCCCGCAAUUUCCUCUUACAAGAUGCACUGCUCGACACUUUUGAUGGCACACUCGUUGCGAAGGACGCAAUCGGUAUUGUUAGCGAGGGACGGCAAUUAAAAUCUGGCCAAGACCCGAUUGGAAGGUUAGGCAAGAUCCUAAAGAACCCAUUUGCGAAGUUUACCCCGAAAGCCCUGAUCAGAUACGUUAUGUAUCUUCCACUUAACUUCAUUCCCGUUGUCGGUACUAUCAUAUUUAUCAUUCUCCAAGGUCGGACAAGAGGUAGUUCCGUUCAUGGUCGAUAUUUCCAAUUGAAAGGGUGGACGUCAUCUCAACAACGGGAUUGGCUUGAACGCCACUCCGCUCCAUAUGCAACCUUCGGAACAAUUGCAACUGUCCUCGAGAUGAUCCCUAUAGCGUCGAUAUUCUUUGCAUUCACUAACACUGUGGGUGCUGCGCUCUGGGCUGCCGAUAUCGAGCAGAAAAACACACAUAUGACACAAGGCACUGCCCCUAACCUACGGGAAUCUGCGAAGAAGGCCGAGUAG